UUCAGUUUUGUUGACGAAUUUAAGUGCUUCUGUGUAUUAAUACCACAAUAUUCAAGCAUGUUAGUGGAUUUUUAUGAAUCAAAGCAAAAUUUUCUUUGCCUUAUUCUUUAGUUAAUUUAUUUCAUGAUUUAAUACUGAACUGCCUACAUUUAGUUUCUACUUUCCUAGUGACAGUGAAAAAUUUGGUAAAACGAAACAGAUUGAAAUGUGCGGAAAGUAUGAUAGUUAGCUGAGGCUGCAUCUGUUGACGGUGUGGAAUAAUGAAUGAUACAAGCCAUGAUGCCUAUCGGCAAGAAUGGUCAUCUCUUUUUUCUGGUCGAUAUUACUUAGAGCAGUUAAAAUCUACUGGAAUCAAAGGCUCUCUGAGAAACUCUCAUUUUCGUAGUAUCUGCUGGAAGGUAUUUUUGGAAUGUCUACCUGAUGAUAGAAACUUGUGGAGGGAUGUCACGGAGUCCCAAAGACAGCGUUAUGAUGAAAUGUUAGAUAAAUUUCACACAAAUCCAUGGACCACAGAGGAAUACUUGGAUGUGAAUGUGAAUAAUCCAUUAUCACAGUCCUGCCAGAGUCCUUGGAAUCAGUAUUUUCAAGACAGUGAUCUAAAAAUUACAAUAGAACAAGAUGUUGUUCGCACAUUUCCAGAAAUUGAAUUUUUUCGUGAUGUUAGAAUUCAAGAAAUGAUGACCAGCAUUCUAUUUUCAUAUGCCCGUGAAUAUCCUCAUGUGUCUUAUAAACAAGGUAUGCAUGAACUUCUUGCUCCUCUUAUAUUUGUUCUACAUUGUGACCAAGAAGCAUAUCUUGAAGCCUCAAAAAUGGACAAUCUAGAAUUAGAUAUUGGCAUAAUGUUAAAUCCGAAUUACAUUGAGCAUGAUGCUUUCUUCUUAUUCAGUCAACUGAUGGAAGUUGUGGAAGCCUGGUACACAAUGAGUGAUAGUCCUUUUUCUAAAAAUGAUUCACUAGUUUGCGCAGAGCCUUUUAGUCAAAUUGUUAACUUUGGCCAAGGUAACACUUUGGGAUUCAAAUUGAAAAAGAUAUAUGACCAUCUUCUGAAGCAUCAUGAUGUUGAAUUAUUUUUAUAUUUGGAAAAUUUGGAGAUUACCCCUCAAAUUUAUGGGAUACGAUGGCUGCGUCUGCUGUUUGGAAGAGAAUUUUCCAUUCAUGACUUGCUUGUAAUUUGGGAUGCCAUUUUUGCUGAUAGUAUAUCAUUUAAUUUAGUUGAUUAUAUUUUUGUUGCAAUGUUGAUGAUUAUAAGAGACUUGUUAUUACAAAGUGACUAUGCUUCCUGCUUGAGGCAUUUGAUGCAUUAUCCAAACAUUCCUGAUGUACAUUAUAUUAUUGAACUUGCUUUACAUUUAAGAGAUCCAGGCAGCACUGCUAAACCUAAUGGUUGUUGCAUUCAAGAAACCAGUAAUAAAAAAAUGGAAAAAUUGAUAAAAAAUGAAAAAAUCCUGAUAAACAAAAGUGGUUUUUCUAAACUUUCUCUAUCAAGCAAUCCAAGUGCUACUAAGCAUGCUGAAACUCGACCAAAAAGUUUGAAAAUUCCUGGUUUGAAUGCAUCCUCAACUAAAGAAAAAUCAUCAUCAGCUUCUCCUCCUUUGUUAAAAUCUGGUAAAGGAGCAAGAAAUUCAACUUUACAUCACAAACAGCAUGCAAAUGAUUCAAUGCAACAGAGUGAUUUAGAGAGAUCUGAAUGGGAUUUUGAGGUUGACACAGAUUAUAUACCAGGACGAGGAGCAUAUGAUGCAUUGCCAUGUACUUCUAUAAAGAAUGUUAUGGAAAGCAGAAAUAACAAAAUAAAUGCUGUGGACCUAAGUCAGAGCUUUGGGCAUUUCUGUGAUGGACUGAAUGAUUCUUCUGAUGUUUCUUUAGGUCGAGAGAUGGUUCCUCUUUUACCAGCAUCUGAAGUUUCUCUGUCUCCUAAGAAUCAACCCACAAAGAAACAUUUUAAACAUGCAACAAAGGAAAGAAAUGAAGAUUCAAGAAUGUUAAAGAAUGAAAUUACAGAAUUAAGAAAAAUGAAUGAGUAUUGUGCUCAGCAGAUUUCACAGCACAUAGAAAAACUUCAAGAAAAAAUGAUGUGUCAGAGAUUGCUUUAUGAAGAUGAAAUAUUUGUUGCUUUAGCAGGCUUGAAAAGGGCUCGAGAUAUAUUGAAAGGAACAGUAUCAUUUAGUGAAGAAGUGAUGGAGGAUGACCAUAUAAGUUUGUGUACUCUUUCAAGCAUUGCAGCAAACCAUACAUCUUCCAUAUCUCAAGGAAAUAAUUGUUGCAAAUCACCUGUUUUUAACUUAGAUGAAAACUUAGAAUCAAAUAUCCAUGAAAAUGACUCUACGCUUUUGAAUUCAUUACCAGAAAAUAUAGAAAACAAACCUAGCAAUGCUCAUCAAACCUAGCAAGUAACAUUUCUGGUGACUAAUAAAGGUAGUAAUUGCAGCAUAUUCUGAAGACUGACUGAUAAAAAUGCUAAUAUAGUAUUGUAAGGUUUUUUUUUUCAUUUCUCAGUGGUUUUGUUUAUUAUAUGGCUUAGUAACAUCCAUCAAUUAGGUAUUUCUGUUCUUAAUUUACGCAUUAUUUUUUCUUUUCAAAAAUAAAAUUGCAAUUUCUGAAGGUUACUGCUUUAUGUACAUAUGUGGAGAAUAGUGGGUAUUUUAAAAUAGCAUCAUUACAAGUUGUGUAUUCCGUGUUAUCAUUUCAUAUUGAUUAGGAAAAGUAAUUUCACCAUUUACCUUUCUUUUAAAGUCAAUUUUAUGAAAUGAAAUUCCUUAAAAGAUUAAGUGUAUUGCAGUGUUUUAUAUAAACCUUUUCAUGAAUCAAUUAGUGACUUUUUGACUAUUUUUUUUUCAUUUUGUCUGUAGAGGUUUGUGUAUGUGAGAACUAUGGACAUCCAAAAAAAAAAAAAAAAAAAAAAAAGGAAGAAAGAAAAAAAAAAGCUAUUUUGUAUAUCCCCUAAUUCCUUUUGACUUUUUGUUACCAUGUCAGAGUGUUGUGUGUGUGUGCAUGCAACACUCUAUCUGCACAUCUUGCAUCACUCAGAAACAUGCAUGUUCAUACAGGGUUGAGAUAUGGUAUGUUAUACCAUUAUUACCUGUACAACGUUCUGUUGUUUUCUUCCCUUUUUGAUUGCUCUUGGCCAAGUGUCAGGACAUCUGAUCCCACCUAUGUAUUUAUUUAUCUUGUAUAUUUCAGAAACUGUUACUCCUAAAAAAGUAAAGCUACAUAUGUAGGACAUGUGUUACAUCUAGUUUGGCACAACAUUUUUCUGUUGCUAUAUAAAAGUUCUAAUAGAGUUCUUUACUUAUUUCUUGUGGCAAAUCAAAUUUAGAUUUGAGUUUUUUUUUAUUUAUUUAUUUAUUUAUUUUUUGUAUCAUUUUCUUUAAUAUUACAUUUAGUCAAUCAUGUGCAAACUGAAGUGAAUAUUUUUGUCAUUUGGUAAACUUUAACAGCAUGGACCUCCCAGUAUCUUUUCAUUAAUUUAAAAAACAUUUAAAAUAGCUUAAGACUUCGAUUUUUAGAUUUUAACAUUUUUAAUCUUUUAGCUGUUAAAAGUAUAUUUUUAAUAGACGUACAAAGAACUAAUGGGGUGUCUUCAUCAGAAUUU
Molecule: messenger RNA, 3592 nt
Organism: Uloborus diversus
Lineage: Eukaryota; Metazoa; Arthropoda; Arachnida; Araneae; Uloboridae
Gene: TBC1D5
Product: TBC1 domain family member 5-like
Exons: 19
Coding region: 261-2387 (708 amino acids)
Biological process (GO): activation of GTPase activity
Molecular function (GO): GTPase activator activity
Source: RefSeq, a predicted model, not a curated record